GCCUCCCUCCCCCCCCCCGCCAACAAACUAUUUGCCAGCACUGGUGUCUCAGUCCCACUGGGGUAACUGCUGCCCCCUCUGCCCCUGCCUGUGCCGGGUUUUGCCCUCUGACACCCUCUGCCAGCGCCUCACCCCUGGGCUUAACUCCGCCUCUUCCCCCAUUCCUGAUUUUGCCCUUUAGCCCCUCUCCUAAUGCUGCCUCCAGCUGCUCGACCCCCCCCCCCAGACCAGUCAGUUUCCACCCCCUGCUCAGACCCUGGCUGCCCCCUCCUCCGAUUCGCCCCUUUUUAAGUCCUGUCAAACGCAGUCUGCACAAUCCUACGGGUAUAAGGGCAGGGGCUUCAGCAGAUGUACUGAGCAUGCUCAGUGCGCCUUCUACCGGAGCAGUAUCCUUCACUACAACAGCCGGGCCGCUGCCCCCCUGCAGUUCUCUGCUUGUGCCUGUUCCUGGGGGGCUCUGGCCCCCCCCCUCCACCACCUGGGUGCCUGUCACGGGCGGGCAGGGCCCAUAGCCAAUCAGGUCUCUGAAGCCCUGGGGGGCAGAGGGGCCAAUGAGGGUUAAGGGGGUUUAAUCAUCAUGGCACCGCCUCUGGCAGAGGGUUGGGCCGUUGGGCAGGGAACAAAAAAACACAAAUCACCCCCGACCCCCAGCUCUGACCUGUCCUGCUGCGUCCGGCUUGGCUUUCAGGUCGGCUGGAGAGUCCGGAGCAGGAGCCAGAGCCAGGACCUCCACCCCGGCUCGUCUUCGCUGAAUCGGACCCAGUCAGCCCAAGAGGAGCCCAGCCCAGCGCCUGCAGCAGCGUCUGUAGCCUGAGUGUCGCUGAGAGACAAUGGAGUCAGCAGCUGGGGACACUGAGAGCGAAGCGUCACUGCAGCUGGUGUCCUGUAUUGGUUGUAGUGGACACCAGAAGAGUGGCGGGAAGCCAGAACCUCAUUGUAACUGCAAGAAAUGUAACUACAAGAAACAUACAGUUGCGCUUGCCGUUGCCCUUGCAGUUGUGUCCUUAAGUUUCAUCAUUGCUGUUAUUGUCCUGGCAGUGCUCCUAUUCACGAGUUCUUCGGAUGGUCGAGCCACCUCUGCUGUCCCCUCUCCGGGGCCCCCUUUUGUCCCCUCUCCAGGCCCACAUUUUGUCCCCUGCUGCCUGGAGGGGUGGGUCGGAUACCGAGGGAAAUGCUACUAUUUCUCAAAGGAAGAAAAGAACUGGGAUUCUAGCCAGCACUUUUGCUCUUCAUUCAAUGCUUCCCUGGCAGUGAUUGACACCCAGCAGGAAAAGGAUUUCACAAUGCGCUAUGCAAACCUCGUUGAGCAUUGGAUCGGCCUCAGAAGAGACUCAGGCCAGCCCUGGAAGUGGGUGAACGGAACCUUAUUCAGCCAGCAGCUGUUUGAAGUAAGAGCAGAAGGGGACUGCGCGUAUCUGAGUGACGUCUUCGUGAGCUCUUCUAGGUGCUAUUCGCUGAGAAACUGGAUCUGUAGCAAACCUGAUGGACAUAUAAAGGGAAAGGAACAUGCAAUGGAGAGACACUAGUAGGGAUGUAAAAGUUUAACCAGUUAACCCAUAAGGUUGAUGCUUAUCAGUAGGGACCUACCACUUUCAAGUGCCUUCAGGGACCAAAAUAAGCCCUUCCCCCUGAAAUCCGUGCCUCCUUGUUCGUAGAGUGCCCCAGUAUCUAGCUCCGACUGGGCAGGAGAGGGACAGGGAAGAGGUGCCUCCCCCCUGUUGUAGGACACGCUCUUAGGGCUGCAGGCAGCACAGGAGAGAGGGUGACAAUCCCAUGACCCCCCAUCAACAGGAAAAUCCGAAGGAAUAGGCAUGCAGGAGAGCCAGGGAGAGGCUCUAGGUGUGAGGGAACUGCACUGAGUCUGCAGGCAGCUGGGGCAAGGUCCAGCUGUGCGUGGAAGCAAGAUGUGAGCUGGGAAUCUAGAGCCAGCUGUGCACUGGGGAGAUGGGCUAGAACCAGCUGUGCAGGGGAAUUGGAGGACAGAUGCUGGGCACUGAGGGCUAGAGCCAGCUGUGUGCUGGGGGCAGAAGCCAGAUGUGUGCAAGGGAGGUGAGCUGGGGGAGAAGCACUGUGGACGCUGCCAAGAGCAGGUGCGAGCACCAUCCGCUCUGCAGCAUGGUGAGGGAGCCAGACGCCCGGCUGCCAAGUGCCCGGCCCGCCCAGGGGAAGCUCCACAGUGGUGUGGCCGAGCCCAAGCCUGUGUGAGGAGAGAAGUUGGUGGCAAGUCUCAACAUUAGCCAGCCCCCAGCCUCUGUUCCACGCCCUGGGGAGGAGUCAGGUGUCUCCUGGCAGAAAAUGGGGAGGGGAGCGGGUGCACAUGAGACCAGCGCCACCACCCUGUCACCUCUGAUCAGCAAUUCCGGAAACGAAAGAUGGUUUUGGAAAAAAACACAUCAAUAGCAGCAAUUUCCAGAAAACACUGCCCCUAACCCUGACUUGGUUGCAAUUCAGACAUCUAGAUGUCUCCAAUGAUCUACGCCAGCGUUUUUCAAACUUUUUUGGCCACGGAACACUUUUUAGCCUUUUACAGAACACUUAUAAUAUUAUUUUGUAAUUGUCUAGUUUUCAAAUAAAAAAUUGCAUUAUUUAAAUUAAAUUAAUAAAUAAUUAUGCUCAAAUAUAUUUUAUUUUAUAAAACAAAGCAAAAAUACAGAUUUUUAAAUAACUUGAACUAACAAUUUCUAAUUGGAAAGCGCGUAUAAAGUAAUACAAAAAUCAAGUGCAAGAGUCAAAACUAAAAACAGUGUUCUACUUUAAAAAAACCUGUUUUUAUAUAUACACAAACACCAAACAAAUUAAAUUUUUACUAGGAAAAUCUAUUUUUAUAAACAAAUACAAAUUUGGAUUUAAUGGGAUUUGUGUUUCUGCGUUUUUCUAUCACAAAUUCACUUAGUAUUAGGAAUAAUGCUGGAAAGUUGAAUCCUUAUAUCAGGCGCAGCAUCAAGUCUAUUCCUAUAUUUGGUUUUUGUUGCCGUAUAAUACGAAAAUCCCGUCUCACACAAAUAAGUUGUAGCAAAAGGAAGGAGCACUCGAACUGCACAUUUAGCCACAUUAGGGUACUCGUCUAUUAGACUGCUCCAAAAAUUAUUCAGCGGAAGAUCCUUAAACUUUUGUUUCAAAUCGGAGUCAGAAAUUAAGUCAAUUAGGCUUUCAUAAUCAUGCGCAGUAAAGCCGACUGGUUUGGCUGUAAUUACAAACGGAUUUUGAACCCAAGCAUUAUCAUCAGUAGUUGUAGGAAAAUAUUCUAAUAAAGAGGCCUGCAAGU
Chrysemys picta bellii (western painted turtle) is the source of this 3265-nucleotide messenger RNA. Lineage: Eukaryota; Metazoa; Chordata; Testudines; Emydidae. The record is from RefSeq and is a predicted model, not a curated record.